AUGACUAGCAAGGAGCUGUCCGUAGGCCAGUCCGCCCAAUACGUCGGGCCUUACCGGCUGGAGAAAACCCUUGGGAAGGGGCAGACAGGUAAGCAUACUUCCACCGCUCCCUUUAAACGCAUUAUCACGCGCAAUAGCUGCUAAUAUGAAUGCAUGGUAGAUUAAAAUAGUAAUAUCUAUAACUAGUGAUGUGUAUUAGGCCGACAAAUACAAUUGGUCGUCUAAAGAGUCCACUCUGUGUGCACCUUUGGACAUUAUGUCCUCAGUAUUGAUAUGUGUGUGUAUUUGAUGUAUGUCCAUCCCAGUGGUAGCAACUCACAUGAAUGGGCCAAUAUGUCCAAUAUUAUUGAUAUUUACAAAUAUCUGUGAUCAGUAAUGUGAAGCAUGCUGUCACAUGUUUUACAUGUGUAUAAUGUUGCAUGUAAAAUUAUUGUGAGAGUAGUUGUAUGUAUGUGUCUGCUUGUUUGUGUAUGUGUGUGUGUCCUUUAUGAAUGAAUGAAUCCAUGUGUUCUGAGGUGUGGAUCUCAUUGACAAUACAGUACAGUUGUGGACACAGUCAGACAGAUCUUGUUAUCUUUAAUCUCCUGGUGCUCUGAAGUCUGUCUAACUCCAACAUAAAGGACAGUUUCCCGGUCACAGAUUAAGCCUAGUCCAGGACUAAAGGGAAUCUCCAUUCUCCAUUGAAAGAGCAUUUUAGUCCAGGAUUAGGUUUAAUUUGUGUCUGGGAAACCAGACCUUUAUAUUGGAGUUAGAUGACCCUCCACCAGAGUAAGGUAGGCUACUAGACGGCGGAGACUGGACUAGCAGCUUGAACUGAUCUAUUAAGGGCUGAUGUACCAGACCCAGAUUAGGUCUAUACUCUAUUCCUGGACUGAAGUGGUCCUCUGUAGCUCAGCUGGUAGAGCACGGCGCUUGUAACGCCAAGGUAGUGGGUUCGAUCCCCGGGACCACCCAUACACAAAAAUGUAUGCACGCAUGACUGUAAGUCGCUUUGGAUAAAAGCGUCUCCUAAAUGGCAUGUUAUUAUUUAUAUUAUUAUUAUAAACAACACUUUCUUCACUGAGCAUGCUUUUUAAUCUAGGAGUAGACUUAAUCCUGGUCUGGGAAUCUGGCCCUCGGUAGACCUGUUUAGACUUGUGUAAUGUGACCAGCUGCCUUGAAUUUAAAUCGAUAGAGAAGACUGAAAUUGCUUGGUUUAUUAUAGAGGUUUUGGUGAGUAAGUGGUAGACUUGUCGUAUCAGAUGUCAGUGCUGGAAACAGGCUAGUGUAGCCUUAGUGGAUUGAACUGGUUGAACUAUAAACAGAUUGAUGUAGACUGAAGUCGCUGAAUUAGGCCAUUAGGUUCUGCAUAGUCAAGUCAAUAUGGUUUGGGUGAGGUCAUGCUCCACCCGUGUCUCCUGCAUGGUCUGGUUCUGGUUCACUUGUUAUGAAUGAGAAUUGAACUGUGUUGAAAAUAAAGGUAACUAAAACAAACAAGACAAACUCAAAGCUUUUUUUUUCUCCAGGUUUGGUGAAGCUGGGAGUCCACUGUAUUACGGAACAAAAGGUGGCCAUAAAGAUUGUGAACAGAGAGAAGCUGUCUGAGUCUGUCCUUAUGAAGGUAUGAACCCAGAGAAGCUGCCUGUGUCCCAAAUGGCACCCUAUUCCCUAGUAGUCCUGUGUAGCUCAGUUGGUAGAGCAUGGCGCUUGCAACGCCAGGGUUGUGGGUUCGACUCCCACGGGGGACCAGUAUGAAAAUGUAUGCACUCACUAACUGUAAGUCACUCUGGAUAAGAGUCUGCUAAAUGACUAAAAUGUAAAAUGGUAUACUACUUUUGACCAGAGCAUGGGCCAUGGUCAAAAGUAGUGCCCUUCAUAGGGAAUAAGGUGCCAUUUGGGACUCAGAAGGUCUCUGAGUCUGUCCUUCUGAAAGUACAGUAGCGUACAGAGAGAGCCAUGAGCCUGCUAAUAUCCAUUUGUAGGAGCACAUUAUAUAGACAGCCAGCAUGCUGUCGUUAAUAAUGAAUGAAUUGAUAUACAAUAUAUCAUCAGCUUUUUCUUCCUCUUUAGUUCUUCUUUGUAUUCUUCUUCUGGGGUAGAGGAGGUGUGUAUAGGCUAUGCACUGGGUGUAUACAAACUCUUUCUGUCACAUUCGCUCACUGACACACUCUCUCUCUCUCUCUCUCUCUCUUUCUCUUCCCCUCUUUCUCCUGCUAUCUUUAUCGCCUCUCUCUCUCUCUCUCUCUCUCUCUCUCUCUCUCUCUCUCUCUCUCUCUCUCUCUCUCUCCUCUCUCUCUCUCUCUCUCCUCUCUCUCUCUCUCUCUCUCUCUCUCUCUCUCUCUCUCUCUCUCUACUCCUCUCUCUCUCCUCUCUCUCUCUCUAGGUGGAGAGGGAGAUAGCUAUUCUAAAACUAAUAGAGCACCCUCAUGUGCUGAAGCUGCAUGAUGUUUAUGAGAAUAACAAAUACCUGUAAGUAUAUUAUCCUCUUUUCUCACUCACACUCUUUCUCCCUCUCUUUCUGCCUGUCUCUUGUACUGUACUAAAACUCAAUAAUAUACUAAUAUACUGUGUGUGUGUGUAUGUGUGUGUGUGUAUGUGCGUGAGUGCGUGCAUGCAUGCAUGUGUAUGUGCGUGCGUGCAUGAAUGUGUGUGUGUGAGUGAUAAUUGGUGCUGUACUGAAUGUGUGAGCAUAUGAACAAGCUGUACACAUCCAAAUGUGUCCGAGUGUAUGAGUGUAUGUAUAAGCAUGUACAGUAGGUGAAUGAGUUUGUUAUUAUUAUAUGCUUGAACAUACAGUAUUUGAUUCCUCCCUCCCUCCCUGUCAUUCUCUCUGCCAGGUAUCUGGUGUUGGAGCAUGUCUCAGGAGGAGAGUUAUUUGACUACCUGGUGAAGAAGGGCAGACUGACGCCUAAAGAGGCCAGGAAGUUCUUCAGACAGAUAAUCUCAGCCCUGGACUUCUGCCACAGCCACUCUAUAUGGUCAGACACUACUGCAGCAAUAUAUACACAGUCACUCUGUAUGGCAGAGACUACAGCAAUAUAUACACAGUCACUCUGUAUGGCAGAGACUACAGCAAUACAGUAUAUACAGCAAUAUACUGUAUACAGCUAGAUACACUGAGUAUACCAAACAUUAGGAACACCUUCAUAUUGAGUUGCAACCCCCCCCCCCCCCCCCCCUUUGCCCUCAGAACAGCCUCAAUUAGUCGGUGCAUGGACUCUACAAGGUGUAGAAAGCGUUCCAGAGGGAUGCUGGCCCAUGUUGACUCCAAUGCUUCCCACAGUUGUGUCAAGUUGGCUAGAUGUCAUUUGGCUUUGGGACACAGGAAACUAUUGAGCGUGAAAGAGCCAGCAGAGUUUGCAGUUCUUGACACAAACCAGUGCGCCUGGCACCUACUACCAUACCCCGUUCAAAGGCACUUAAAUAUUCACCCUCUGAAUGGCACGCAUACACAAUCCAUGUCUCAAUACUUAAAAAUCCUUCUUUAACCUGUCUCCUCCUUCAUCUACACUGAUUGAAGUGGAUUUAACAAGUGACAUCAAUAAGGGAUCAUAGCUUUCACCUGGAUUCACCUGAUCAGUCUCUGGAUAUACUCAGUGUAUACACAGCCACAAUUUAAAAUCAAUCCAUUUAAAACUCUAGAGAGAUUGAGAAAGAAAAGAAGAAGUGAAAGAAGAGAACAGACCUGUUUCUCAAACCUGUUUGGUGUGUGUGUGUGUGUGUGUGUGUGUGUGUGUGUAUGUGCAUGUCCGCAUGUGUGUGUGUGUGUGUAGUCAUAGAGACCUGAAGCCUGAGAACCUGCUCCUGGAUGAGAAGAACAACAUCCGUAUCGCUGACUUCGGCAUGGCUUCCCUACAGGUGGGGGACAGCCUGCUGGAGACCAGCUGUGGGUGAGUACUGGGUGUGUGUUCCUGCAUGGAGAGGCGGGUGUCCUUAGUGAUGUACAGUAUGUUUAUCACUUGAUUUUCUUUCUUCUGAAUGAUUACAGAUCUCCUCACUAUGCAUGUCCAGAAGUUAUCAGGGUAAGUUCCCUUUCUCUCUGUACGUCUGUGGCUACUGUCUAGGUGCAUACACCUACAAUAUGUGUGUAUAUAUGAAUGAUCAGUGAAUGCCGUCCUCUGGAAUUGCAGGGGGAGAAGUAUGAUGGUCGCAGGGCAGAUGUAUGGAGCUGUGGUGUCAUCCUCUUUGCACUGCUGGUGGUAAGAAGCUCUUCCUCUCUCUCCAUCUCUUUCUACCCCUCUAUGUCUCUCGCUCUGUAACUCCCCUCUCUCCUCUCCUGUGUGUGUGUGUGCAUGUUUGUGUGUGUGUGUGUGUGUGUGUGUGUAGGGAGCUCUACCCUUUGACCAUGACAACCUGCGCCAGCUCCUUGAGAAGGUGAAGAGCGGGGUGUUCCACAUGCCUCAUUUCAUCCCCCCAGACUGCCAGGCCCUGCUCAAAGGAAUGAUUGAGGUCGACCCUGACAAGAGACUCACGGUACGGGGGAGGAGAGGGGGAUAGAGGGGGAGGAUGGUGGAAGGGAGAGAAGGAGGAUGAUGAUGAUGGGGCAAAAGAGAGCCAGGCCCUGCUCAAAGGAAUGAUCGAGGUCAACCCUGACAAGAGAUUCACGGUACAGGGGAGGAGAGGGAAAAGAGGGUGGGGGAGAGAGAGGGGGGUGAGGGAGCGAGAGACGGUACCAGGAGAUGUUGCUGCUACUGACUAGAUGUAGGACUACUGUGUGUUCUGUUUUGAUAAAUAACUGUCUGUGUCUGUGUUCUCUUACAGCUAGAAGCAAUACAAAAACACUCCUGGUAUCUGUAAGUACACCCAUCCCAUUCUACUCGAUUUUCUCUCACUCUCAAUUUAUCAUUGUCUUCUUCUCUCUGAGUAGAAGAUUAAAAUAAAUACAGUCAAUUGAAUAGUUCUACAUGUUGAUUGUCUAUGUGGCCUUUUUCACAGAACUCUUUACCCAUCUUUACCUUUCUCCCCUCAUCUGUCUUUCUCUCUAUCUCUGUCUCUCUCCAUUUCCACCUCUCAAUCUCUCUCUUUCCCCCUUUCCAUAUUUCUCCCCUGUCAGUGGUGGUCGUAACGAGCCGUGUCCGGAGCAGCCUCCUCCCAGGCGUGUGUGUGUGAAGAGGAUCGUGUCGCUGACAGAGCUGGACCCCGAUGUACUGGACAGCAUGCACUCUCUGGGCUGCUUCAGAGACCGGGGAAAACUGACCCAGGACCUGCAGUGUGAGGAGUGAGUACUGUCUGGGCUGCUUUUAGAGACCAGGGAAAGCUGACCCGGGACCUGCAGUGUGAGGAGUGAGUACUGUCUGGGCUGCUUUUAGAGACCAGGGAAAGCUGACCCGGGACCUGCAGUGUGAGUGUCCCUUGAUGUGGCCCCUGUAGUGUCACCGUUCGCUGGUUGCUGUGGAAACGAACUCUUGAUCUCUCUCUUAGUGUCUCUGGCACCUCAUCAUUAGUAGUAGGAACAGGCAGUGGUGGAAAAUGUACCCAAUUGUCAUACUUCAGUAAUAGUAAAGAUACCUUAAAAGAAAAUGACUCAAGUAAAAGUGAAAGUGAAUAUUUACGGAUAGCCAGGGGCACACUUCAACAGUCAGACAUAAUUUACAAACGAAGCAUUUGUGUUUAGUGAGUCCCCCAGAUCAGAGGGAGUAGGGAUGACCAGGAAUGAUCUCUUGAUAAGUAUGUGAAUUAGAUCAUUUUCCUGUCCUGCUAAGCAUUCAAAAUGUAGUGAGUACUUUUGGGUGUCAGGGAAAAUGUAAGGAGUAAAAAGUGCAUUAUUUUCUUUAGGAAUGUAGUGGAGUAAAAGUUGUAAAAAAUAUAAAUACUAAAGUUAAGUACAGAUACCCCAAAAAACGACUUAAGUAGUACUUUAAAGUAUUUUUACACAACUGGGAAUAUAUAUUCUCUCUCUCUAUCUCUCUCUCUCUCUCUCUCUCUCUCUCUCUCUCUCUCUCUCUCUCUCUCUCUUCUCUCUCUCUCUCUCUCUCGAUCUUCUCCUCUCUCAUCCUCUCUCUCUAUCUGAUUCUCGGAUACUCAUCUGAUAAUCUCUCGCGUCUCUCUCUCUCUCUCUCUCUCUCCUCUCUCUCUCUCUCAGAGACAACCAGGAGAAGAUGAUCUACUACCUCCUCUUGGACAGGAAAGAGCGUUACCCCAGCUGUGAGGAUGAAGACCUGCCGCCCAGGAAUGAUAUAGGUUGGAAAGAAAACCUUUAGACAACAAAUGUUAGAAAUAAUCAACAUUCUUACCUAACCUACACUUAUUGGACACUCUGUUAUUGGACACUCUGAUUACUCCAGAGUGUCCACAGUGCGCUCUCAGCACUCCCAGAAACAUUCUAUUUAUAUUAUAUUCCAACAUAACAUUCUCAGAAAUAAUUUGGAACAUUCUAUUUCUAGCCAACUCUGACUUACUGAUAGGUAUCUGUGAAGCUAGCGACAAUAAACAACAUCUGGUGAUUCGUUUCAAAAUAAAAGUCCUACAUUGAAACUUUUCAAAAGAAAUGUCCUGUGACAAAACUUUACAACAAAUUCAUGUUGGUCUGCAGUUUGUUUUGGAAACAUGUCCAAUAUGUCAGCAUGUCAAAACCUCCCGCCAAAUUUGUGUUUUGAUGCACCAGUGCUUUAAAUAACAAAGGUUAGAGGUGCUUUAACCUUUCUCUGUACCUCUGAGACCUGGAUUCUAACCUUUCUAAGGUCUCCCAGCAGAUCCCCCUAGGAAGCGGGUGGACUCUCCCAUGCUGACCCGUCAUGGCCGGUGCCGGCCGGAGAGGAAGAGUCUGGAGGUGCUGAGUGUGACGGAGCAGGGCUCCCCCACACCCACGCGCAGGGCGCUGGACACCUCCGCACACAGCCAGAGGUUAGACAUAGAUAGGUCGCACAUAAAAACACACACAUGCACACCAAAUAUGCACAGAGUGUUGUUACGGACAAAUGUCACAUGUGGAAAAUCACGUUUUCACAUGUGAAAGUUCCACAUGUUUUGCACAUGCAAAAUUCUAUUUCACAUGUGAAACCAUGUGGUUUUGGAACACUUCACAUGUGAUGAUAAUUCAUGUGAAUUGUCAUGUGAUCACAUAACCUUUCACCUUUCAAAUAUUCACAUGAUGCCCUGCAAACAAAACUUAAUAUGAUGUCCCCGGAACGUCACUAAUUUGCUGCAGUGUUUUCCACUUAGAUAUUUGACACACGUGAUUCCAUUGUGUAUUUCUACAGUAAUUAUUAUUCAACAUGUCCUCACCUGGGAUUUGAACUCACAACCUCUUGGUUCACAGCAUUACGAUCUUCCUGUUACACCACCAUGUCUGUGUCAAAGACUGAUUUCACAUGUAUUCCUACACUUUGGACUUCAAAGUAAAUCUCAGCUUUGUAUAAUACACUCAAGAAAAACUAUUAUAUUGAUAUUCAGGAGUAACCUUAAAACAGAAUAAUAUGCCCCACUAACAUUAGACAACUAUACAGAAAACCCUCAAAUUGCUGAGAUAAGUCAAUGAAAUCAAUGAUGAGAGAAUAGUCAGAUUAACCGAUAACUAAAAUAGCAGUGCAGAUGGCACACUUUUUCUAUGUGCAGAGAUGUAUUAUAGGUAAUGAAUGUGUAUGUGACUUCUUAGAAUGCUACAGACUUUGUGCUGCAGCAGAAAGAUCAGCGUAACCCAAAUCCAGAGGUUGUGAGUUCAAAUCCAAGGCGGGGUCAUAUUGAAAAGUCAGUACUAAGUGAUUAUGUCAAAUGUAAUCAUAUUGUCAGUGAUGAAAGAUUUGUACACCUUUUUAUUACACAUUUUUGCUUAACAGCGUACCAUUUAGCUUAAAACCCCCAUGCCAUUUAAUUACUUACCUUACAAAAACACGUGAAAUUUGCAGUUUCACAUUAUGAAGCUGGAAUUGAUCUGAAAUCUUCACAUGAGAAAAUAAGAAGCACAUUAGGUUAGUUGUUCACAUGUAUUCAAUAUAGAGUUCACAUGUUAACACCUUUUCACAUGUGAGGAGUAUAAAAUGUUUUCAUGUUUUUUUCAUGUGAAAACUUUCAGAUGUGUAAAUCGAAUUUGCACUUUCAUAUGUGACUGACCGGCUCGAUUCGGUCUUAUGUAGCAAAAUUUGAAAUUGUGUUUUUUUACAUUGGAUAAAAGUAGAGAUGAGAGAUAGAAAAGGGUAUAUCAUACACUACAGUUGAGGAACAAUGGGAAAGUCAUUCUGCUUUGAAAGUUGAUAAACUUUUGAGAAAAUGGCCCUUGAAUGUUUUGGUACCUACUGGAGAGCUCUUCUUUGUCUACACCCAUUCAGCAUCGUUCACACCCUCUUUCCCACCCAUCUCUUUAAGGAUUCACAUGUGAGGCCAUGUACUAAACAACCAAAGAUUUCAAGUCUAAAGGCUGGUUUAUACUACGGGUGUGUUCGUAAAUUUAAUCUGGACUGCCAGAGUGUGCUCUGGGUGUUCGUAAACCCAGAGCGUUGUCAGAUUGUCCGUUCGUAAAUUCAGAGCAUUUCGCUCUCGGAGCGUUCAGAGCGUACACUGGAAGCUCUAGCCGAAGAAUUAGGGUUGAUCCGAGCGUUCUGUCCUAACAACAGCCGUCAAGCACCCAAGCUAACUGGCUAACAUUGGCUAGCUACUUCCAGACACAAAUGAGAGUACAGCUCACUCUGACCAUUUUACUCGCCCUAGCAGAGCUGGUUAGGCUGUUUUUAUGUUAUCCAGAGCGUUGGUGACUGCAACUGUGCUGCUGGAAACAAUUUAAUUAUGCUUUUUUGCCAACGUUUACUGACACCGGCCAUAUUCAACGGGUGUUGAGCGUUCGUAAAUUUCUCAGUUAUUGUGCGCUCUGGCACACUCAGACGAGAGUGCUCUGAAAUCGGAGUAGAUAGUCAAUGCGAAUUUACCUGCUACGUCUAUCGACAGUUGUCGCAGUGACAUCAUGAACAUUCUAUUGAAAUUGUUACUUGUAUAGUGGAGUCUUUUGUUUAGACAUAUAGCUAGCUAGCUAAACAAUGAACCAUAAUCCCAACUCAUAACAUUACUACCCUGCAUGAAUCUGCAGGUAGCUAACCAACCAGGUUCAAUGUUAGCUAGCUAACGUUAGGCUAUAAAUAGCAAUGCAAAUGGCUCUGAGAUACGAAUAAUAUUACUACACAGAUCAUACACGUAACGUUAGCUAGCGAGCCAGCCAGCUAACGUUAGCUAGCUAGCUAACGGUACACUUUAACUUUAAAUGAAAACGACUUUGAUAAAAUUAGAAAUGUGUAAUAUCUGAAAAUGUAGCUUGCUAGACUAUCUUACCCGUAUACAUGGAUGGACGCUUCUCCCUCUCUGUCACGGAUGCCAUGGUUUCCCUUAGUUUGAAGAUCCGGAGACAGGUGUUUUAUACAACAGCCUUCUGUGUGUUCUCCUUUCGACUUCGUCUGCAUAUUUGCAAUCAAACGCCAGAAUUUUCUCCAUCUCCUUAGCUAUCAUACUCUAUUUCCACUGAUUUCAAAACUCGGUCCUCCAGAAAGUGGAGAGCAACACUUAUGCAGUUCUGCUACGUGACAUCUUUCAAAAAAGCUGUGUUAGAAAGGAUUACCAACACAUACUGACCAGCUCAUGUUAUAGACAGAUGUGGGCUACAUGGCAGACCAAUCCGAACUCAUCUCUCGGCAUGUCCAGCCCACUCAUUAUCUCAGCCAAUCAUGGCUAGCGAAAGGUUGCUGUCUUUUUCCGUGGCUAAACCAACUAGGUUCGUAAUUUAACAAUUUUAUUUGUAUUUACAGAUGGCAUACAAGUGUGUUAUUAAGGCACAUGAAAGUUCACAUGUUCCAGAUUUUGAUUUUUUUUAAAAAGUUUACGUUCUCCUGUGAAGUAGUGAUGCGCGACAUAUGCCUAGUUCCCUGAAACGAGUGACAUAUGUGAACAGUUUUCACAUGUGAAAAUCAAACUCACAUGUGGAUUUGCAUUUUCACAUGUGAAAAACUUUCGCGUGAAUAUCGGAUUUGCACUUUCACAUGUGAAAAACUAUGAAAUGUUGUGACGUGUAGUUUCAUGUUAUCACAUGUUGCUUUGACAUGUUGUCACGUUAUCACAUUAACUUAACAUAAGAUCACAUGAAAUUCACGUGGUUUUUCCAUAAGGGGGACCAUGUUAUGUGUUUCUGUACCAGUGUUGUCUGAUAGUGGUAUUUUGUCCUCCAGGUCUCGUUCUGUCAGUGGAGCUUCAACAGGGCUCUCGUCAAGUCCCCUCAGCAGUCCCAGGGUAAGUCACGCUUGGCCAACUCUUAUCUUAUCAUGCUCUUUUACAAAUGGACACACAUUUACACUACCUGAUUAUUAUUAUAAAGGUGGUUCUACUAUAGAAUUUAUAAAAUACCAUACCUGUAAUAUCAGUAUAUUUUUGUACAUAAGUAUAUCUUUGAUAUGCUGAACUCACAUUCAGAUGAGACUACCUUUUGUUCAUGGUGAAAUGUGCUUACUGCACAGCUACACUACUGUGAUUUGAUUGCGUUUCUCUGUACUGAACUGAAUUGUAAUUGUAAUUGUAACUGUUCUUCUGAGACUGUCACUUGUCCUGACUGUCCAUCACCCUCAUACUGUCCCAUUCUGAGCCAUUACCCAUACCAUAGACACCAUCACAUACACACACACAAAUGCACGAACGCACGCACCCCCCCCCCCCCCCCCACCCCCACACACACACACACACACACUAAUAGUAAGGGCCUAGAAUCACACAAGAGACACACACAGAUAAGAUCACAUAUUAGCCCUCAAAUUGAAAGGGCCUCUGGACCUUUAUUCAAAAUGUACUCUAUUCAAUUUACAUAAUAAGAGUAAUAACAGAAUAUUCAUAAUUGGAUAAAUCUCUAUAAUUAGAAAUGUAAGUACAAUCAGAAGUCUACAGUUUAUUCAUAAAUCAUAACUCAGGACCAUUGCUCUCUUCAUCUUUCCAUCUUUCCUUCCCUCCUUCCCUCCUCUCCAUCCCUCUGUCCUUUCUGUUCCCAACCAUCAGAGCCCAGUUUUCACUUUCAGCCAAUCAGAAGUCACCUCCACCUCCACCACCCACUCCAAAGACCCCAAACCAGGAAGUGCCACCACUCCCCGGCCGACACAACGGACGACCGUGCCCGACCCCAAAACCCAGACCCUGCCCUCCAAAGGGCUCUCCGAUCGCCCCCACUUUCAGUCCAUGAAGUCACUACCUCUCCAAGCUCCUCCCUCUCCGUCCCCCUCACCCAUCCUCUCCCCCAUCCCUCGCUUCUUCUUUUUCCCCGCCCCCUCCGUCUUUAAGUCGGUCACUAAGAGCGCCUAUCCUAACUCUGCCCCUGUGCCACAGGUCACCCCUCAGGGGUCUCCACUCCCCACCCCCCUGGGCACCCCCGUCCACCAUCCCCAGCACCCCCCGCCCACCCCUCCCUCUUCCUCCUCUUCCUCUUCCUCCUCGCGGGCGGAGGGAGGGGGCGGGGGCGGAUCCCUCUCCCUAACCCCACCCUCCAGCCCCGGAGGCAGCGGGGGGAUGGCUGCCAGUAGCUCUGCCCACUGGAGGACACGCCUCAACUCCUUCAAGAACAACCUGCUGGGAUCGCCACGCUUCCACCGACGCAAACUGCAGGGUGAGAGAGAGGGGGGAGUGUGGGCAAGCUGCAGUGUGAGAGGGGAGGGGGGGUAUGGGCAAACUGCAGGGGGAGAGAGGUGAAUUCUAUUUCAAUUCAGGAAUUUGGCAAUUCAAUGUAUUUCAUUUCAUUUGAUGGAGUCAAAACGGAAUUGGGCCAAACCUUGAUGUUUGGAUAUCUAAAGUAAAUAAUAUGAUAUAAACAAUGAUAUGCAUUGUGAUUCAUAUUUUCAAUCAAAUCAAAUCAAUUGAUUACAGCGCAGUAUACCUAACAAUACAAAACAAUACACACAAAUCCCCAAACUAAAAAUAAAGAAAUAAAGAAAUAUCAGAACGAGCAAUGUCAGAGUCCGGUUUAUAAAUAUAUAUGUAUAUAAUGGUGUGUAUAGACAGUAUGGACAGUAUAUGAAUAGGAAAGGUGUGUACAGCAGUAGUUACAAAGUGUCUUCAGAAAAUAUUCAUACCCCUUGUUGUGUUACAGCCUGAAUUCAAAAUGGAUAAAAAAAAACAAUACCCCAUAAUGACAAAGUUAACUAAAUGUUUUUAGACAUUUCUGUAAAUGUAUUGAAAAUGAAAUACAGAAAUAUCUCAUUUACAUAAGUAUUCACAUGUUAGAAUCACCUUUGGCAGCGAUUACAGCUGUGCGUCUUUCUGGGUAAGUCUCUAAGAGCUUUGCACACCUGGAUUGUACAAUAUUUGCCUAUUAUUCUUUUCGAAAUUCUUCAAGUUCUGUCAAAUUGGUUGUUGAUCAUCGCUAGACAACCAUUUUCAAGUCUUCCCAUAGAUUUUCAAGCAGAUUUAAGUCAAAACUGUAACUCAGCCACUCAAGAACAUUCACUGUAUUCUUGGUAAGCAACUCCAGUGUAGAUUUGGCCUUGUGUUUUAUGUUAUUGUCCUGCUGAAAGGUGAAUUCAUCUCCCAGUGUCUGGUGGAAAGCAGACUGAACCAGGUUUUCCUCUAGGAUUUUGCCUGUCCUUAGCUCCAUUCUGGGUUUGUUUUUAUCCUGAAAAACUACCCAGUCCUUAACGAUUACAAGCAUACACAUAACAUAAUGUAGCCACCACUAUGCUUGAAAAUAUGGAGAGUGGUACUCAGUAAUGUGUUAUAUUGGAUUUGCCCCAAACAUAACACUUUGUAUUCAGGACAAAAAGUUAAUUGCUUUGCCACAAUUUUUGUAGUAUUACUUUAGUUCCUUGUUGCAAACAGGAUGCAUGUUUUGGAAUGUUUUUUAUUCUGUACAGGCUUCAAUUAGGUUAGUAUUGUGGAGUAACUACAACGUUGUUGAUCCAUCCCCAGUUUUCUCCUAUCACAGCCAUUAAACUCUGUAACUGUUUUAAAGUCACCAUUGGCCUCAUGGUGAAAUCCCCUAAGCGAUUUCCUUCCUCUCCGGCAACUGAGUUAGGAAGGAUGCCUGUAUCUUUGUAGUCAAUGGGUGUAUUGAUACACCAUCCAAAGUGUAAUUAAUAACUUCACCUUGCUCAAAGGGAUAUUCGAUGUCUGCUUUUUUUUAGACAUCUACCAAUAGGUGCCCUUCUUUGCGAGGCAUUGGAAAACCUCCCUGGUGUUUGUGGUUGAAUCUGUGUUUGAAAUUCACUGCUCGACUGAGGAACCUUACAGAUAAUUGCAUGUGUAGGGUACAGAUAUGAGGUAGUCAUUCAAAAAUCAUGUUAAAGUUAUUAUGUGACUUGUUAAGCACAGUUUUACUCCUGAACUUAUUUAUGCUUGCCAUAACAAAGGGGUUGAAUACUUAUUGACUCAAGACAUUUCAGCUUUUAAUUUUUUAUUAAUUUGUAAAAAUGUCUAAAAACAUAAUUCCACUUUGACAAUAUGGGGUAUUGUGUGUAGGCCAGUGAAAAAAAAUCGCUAUUUAAUCAAUUUUAAAUUCAGGCUGUAACACAACAAAAUGUGGAAAAAGUCAAGGGUUGUGAAUACUUUCUGAAGGCACUAUAGAAUGAGCCAUAACUAGAAUACAGUAUAUACAUACGAAGUGGGUAAAACAGUAUGUAGACAUGAUUAAAGUGACCAGUAUGUGCAUAUUCUGUUCUCAAAGUAGCCACAGUCUCUUCUACCAUUGCAGAAGGACUGUAGUGUACUAUACGGUGCUCAAAUUAAUUAGACAGAUUGGUAAUUAAAUCAAUGAAACUGAACCUCAUCAAGUAAUGUCAUCAAGUUCUACUUCCCUCUCUCCCUCCCCACCCGCUCUAUCUUUCUCCUUCUUUUUCUAUCUUUCCCUCUAUAUAUAACUCCCCCAUCUCUCUCUCUCUGACUCUCUCUUCUUUCUCUCUCUCUUUCUUCCCGCCCCCUCUCUCUCUUUCUUUCUCUCUCCAUCUCUCUCCUUUUGCUCUCCUGUAGUUCCAACACCGGAAGACAUGUCCAGUCUAACUCCAGAAUCAAGCCCAGAGUAAGUAGAUAAUCAUAGACAUAUACAGUUAGGCUAUCUAUAUCCAUCAGAAUGACUGUCCUGCCUGUCAUGUAAAAUGCUAUCUAUCUGCUAGCCUGUAACACUUUUCUAUGCUGCAUGUUUCGGUAACACUUCAUAUCAACUUCCUUGAAUAAGCCAUUAUAAAUACUUAUAAAUGUUCAUAAAUGGUAAUAAGCACCUAUAUUUAACAUACAUUUUAAAUGUAGAUUCUUAAAAAUAUAAAAAUAUGAAUAUACAGUUGAAGUCGGAAGUUUACAUACACCUUAGCCAAAUACAUUUAAACUCAGUUUUUCACAAUUCCUGAGAUUUAAUCCUAGUAAAAAUUUCCUGUCUUAGGUCAGUUAGGAUCACCACUUUAAGAAUGUGAAAUGUCAGAAUAAUAGUAGGGAGAAUUAUUUAUUUCAGCUUUUAUUUCUUUCAUCACAUUCCCAGUGGGUCAGAAGUUUACAUACACUCAAUUAGUAUUUGGUAGCAUUGCCUUUAAAUUGUUUAACUUGGGUCAAAGGUUUUGGGUAGCCUUCCAUAAGCUUCCCACAAUAACUUGGGUGAAUUUUGGCCCAUUCCUCCUGACAGAGCUGGUGCAACUGAGUCAGGUUUGUAGGCCUCCUUGCUCGCACACGCUUUUUCAGUUCUGCCCACAUAUUUUCUAUAGGAUUGAGGUCAGGGCUUUGUGAUGGCCACUCCAAUACCUUGACUUUGUUGUCCUUAAGCCAUUUUGCCACAACUUUGGAAGUAUGCUUGGGGUCAUUGUCCAUUUGGAAGACCCAUUUGCGACCAAGCUUUAACUUCCUGACUGAUGUCUUGAGAUGUUGCUUCAAUAUAUCCACAUCAUUUUCCUUCCUCAUGAUGCCAUCUAUUUUGUGAAGUGCACCAGUCCUUCCUGCAGCAAAGCACCCCCACAGCAUGAUGCUGCCACCCCCGUGCUUCACAGUCUGGAUGGUGUUCUUCGGCUUGCAAGUCUACCCCUUAUCCUCCAAACAUAACGAUGGUCAUUAUGGCCAAACAGUUCUAUUUUUGUUUUUAUCAGACCAGAGGAAAAAAAAGUACGAUCUUUGUCCCCAUGUUCAGUUGUAAACUGUAGUCUAGCUUUUUUAUGGAGGUUUUGGAGCAGUGGCUUCUUCCUUGCUCAGCGGCCUUUCAGGUUAUGUCGAUAUAGGACUCGUUUUACUGUGGAUAUAGAUACUUUUGUACCUGUUUCCUCCAGCAUCUUCACAAGGUCCUUUGCUGUUGUUCUGGGAUUGAUUUGCACUUUUCGCACCAAAGUACGUUCAUCUCUAGGAGACAGAACGCGUCUCCUUCCUGAGCGGUAUGACGGCUGCGUGGUCCCAUGGUGUUUAUACUUGCGUACUAUUGUUUGUACAGAUGAACAUGGUACCUUCAGGCGUUUGGAAAUUGCUCCCAAGGAUGAACCAGACUUGUGGAGGUCUGCAAUUUUUUUUCUGAGGUCUUGGCUGAUUCCUUUUGAUUUUCCCAUGAUGUCAAGCAAAGAGGCACUGAGUUUGAAGGUAGGCCUUGAAAUACAUCCACAGGUACACCUCCAAUUGACUCAAAUUAUGUCAAUUAGCCUAUCAGAAGCUUCUAAAGCCAUGACAUCAUUUUCUGGAAUUAUCCAAGCUGUUUAAAGGCACAGUCAACUUAGUGUAUGUAAACUUCUGACCCACUGGAAUUGUGAUACAGUGAAUUAUAAGUGAAAUAAUCUGUCUAUAAACUAUUAUUGGAAAAAUUACUUGUGUCAUGAACAAAGUAGAUGUCCUAACCGACUUGCCAAAACUAUAGUUUGUUAACAAGAGAUUUGUGGAGUGGUUGAAAAACUAGUUUUAAUGACUCCAACCUAAGUGUAUGCAAACUUCUGACUUCAACUGUAUAACUGUUAAGAAUGCUUCUGAAUUGCAGGCUGGCCAAGAAGUCGUGGUUUGGGAACUUCAUCAGCCUGGAAAAGGAGGAACAGAUAUUUGUUGUCAUUAGAGACAAACCACUUAGUUCCAUCAAAGCUGAUAUAGUCCAUGCCUUCUUGUCUGUAAGUAUCUCUGUCUAUCCUCUAUCCUCAUUCAUUCUUCCUCUCUCUCUCUCUCUCUCUCUCUCUCUCUCUCUCUCUCUCUCUCUCUCUCUCUCUCUCUCUCUCUCUCUCUCUCUCUCUCUCUCUCUCUCUCUCUCUCUCUCUCUCUCUCACUCUCUCUAUCUCCUUCUCUUUAACUCUGUAUCUGUACCUUCCCCUCACUGAGUUUCAGUGAAAGGCCUGUACAGCCAUGAUGCAAAGAUACACAACCACAUUCAUAAAACAUGAACAAAUAAACAUUUAUGAAAAUCUUGUAAGGCUUGUAAAGCUGUUUCCACCUCUGUUUCCAAUGCUGUGUUUUUACAUUACAUCUGUCCAGAUCCCGUCCCUGAGUCACAGCGUCAUUUCCCAGACCAGCUUCAGAGCAGAGUAUAAGUCCUCUGGUGGCCCCUCCGUCUUCCAGAAGCCCGUUAAGUUCCAGGUGGACAUCGCCUUCUCUGAGGAAGAGAGGGAGAGAGAGAGGGGACGAGCUGAAAGGGAAGGAAAGAGCAUCUACAGCGUGACUUUCACCCUCAUAUCAGGUAGUGGUUCCCAAACUUGUUUGUGAAACAGUACGACUUUUUUAAAGUGUUCUUGCGACCCACCAAGGGGCAAUACUUUCACUUAAUGCGAAUUGUCACUUAGUUAUGAAUUGAUGUCAAUGGGAGUAGGAUUUUCAAGUGAAAAUUUGACUUAAGCGGAAGUUAGGAUUCGCUUUAAGUUACAGUUUAAUUUAGUCUAUGAGACUUUUAUUGGCAAAAAUGUGUAAUCAGUGUUUGGUAACCAAUGUUUGGCAUGAUUUUAUCCUAUAUUUUAUCCUAUAAUUCGAAUCCCACCGUACCUUCUCCGCUAUGCAAUCCGGUUUCCGAGCUGGUCAUGGGUGCACUUCAGCCACGCUCAAGGUCCUAAACGAUAUUAUAACCGCGAUCGAUAAUAGACAGUACUGUGCAGCCGUCUUCAUCGACCUGGCCAAGGCUUUCGACUCUGUCAACCACCGCAUUCUUAUUGGCAGACUAAAUAGCCUUGGUUUCUCAAAUGACUGCCUCGCCUGGUUCACCAACUACUUCUCAGAUAGAGUUCAAUGUGUCAAAUCGGAGGGCCUGUUGUCUGGACCUAUGGCAGUCUCUAUGGGGGUGCCACAGGGUUCAAUUCUUGGGCCGACUCUUUUCUCCGUGUAUAUCAAUGAUGUCGCUCUUGCUGCUGGUGACUCUCAGAUCCACCUCUACGCAGACGACACCAUUUUGUAUACAUCUGGCCCUUCAUUGGACACUGUGUUAACAAACCUCCAAACGAGCUUCAAUGCCAUACAACACUCCUUCAGUAGCCUCCAACUGCUCUUAAACACUAGUAAAACUAAAUGCAUGCUCUUCAAUCGAACGCUGCUGGCACCCGCCCACCCGACUAGAAUCACUACUCUCGACGGGUCUGACCUAGAGUAUGUGGACAACUACAAAUACCUAGGUGUCUGGUUAGACUGUAAACUCUCCUUCCAGAUUCACAUUAAGAAUCUCCAAUCCAAAGUUAAAUCUAGAAUCGGCUUCCUAUUUCGCAACAAAGCCUCCUUCACUCAUGCUGCCAAACAUGCCCUCGUAAAACUGACUAUCCUACCGAUCCUUGACUUCGGCGAUGUCAUUUACAAAAUAGCCUCCAACACUCUACUCAGCAAAUUGGAUUUAGUCUAUCACAGUGCCAUCCGUUUUGUCUUCAAAGCCCCAUACACUACCCACCACUGUGACCUGUACGCUCUUGUUGGCUGGUCCUCACUACAUGUUCGUCGUCAAAUCCACUGGCUCCAGGCCAUCUAUAAAUCACUGCUAGGCAAAUCCCCGCCUUAUCUUAGCUCAUUGGUCACCAUAGCAGCACCCACCCGUAGUCUGCGCUCCAGCAGGUAUAUCUCACUGGUCAUCCCCAAAGCCAACACCUCCUUUGGCCGCCAUUCCUUCCAGUUCUCUGCUGCCAAUGACUGGAACGAAAAAUCUCUGAAGCUGGAGACUCUUAUCUCCCUCACUAACUUUAAGCAUCAGUUGUCAGAGCACCUUACCGAUCACUGCACCUGUACACAGCCCAUCUGAAAUUAGCCCACCCAACUACCUCAUCCCUAUAUUGUUAUUUAUUUUGCUCUUUUGCACCCCAGUAUCUCUAUUUGCACAUAAUCGCUUACACAUCUAGCAUUCCAGUGUUAAUACUAAUUGUAAUUAUUUUGCACUAUAGCCUAUUUAUUGCCUUACCUCCAUAACUUGCUACAUUUGCACACACUGUAUAUAUAUUUUCUGUUGUAUUUUUUUUUUGACUUUAUGUUUUUUUACCCCAUAUGUAACUCUGUGUUGUUGUUUUUAUCACACUGCUUUGCUUUAUCUUGGCCAGGUCGCAGUUGUAAAUGAGAACUUGUUCUCAACUGGCUUACCUGGUUAAAUAAAGGUUAAAUAAAAAAAUAAAAAAUAUAUAUAUCCCCAACAUGUACCACGAAACUGUCAGGAGACAGUUAACAGAACUCAUUAUACGUGUAGGUAAUUAAUCUUAACGUGAUCUCCAUAUUGAUGCGGGGCAGUGUAUACCUUGACGUAGUGUUUGUCUGUCUCCUUAGGUCCAAGUCGCAGGUUCAAGAGAGUGGUGGAAACGAUUCAAGCCCAGUUACUUAGUACUCAUGAUCAGCCAUCUGUGCAGGCACUUGCUGGUGGGUCCCCUCACACACACACACAAACACACUAUUUAUAUCUCUGUCUUCAUCAAACUCAUGUCUUUCUUUUUCUCCCUAGAUGAGAAGAAUGGGCAGCUGACCUCUCGUCCACCCGGCACCCCGACCCGGCAAAACUCCCGACGUUCGGAAGGAGGUGGGGACCGGGGGGAGAGGUGUGAGCGUGGUGAUGCAGGGAUAGGGGGUAGCGGGAGCGUGCUUCAAAGGAGGGGCUCGGGCAAAGACAAGACCAGACUCCUUUCCUCCAACGGGACACAGUCCCAGCCCUGA
Coregonus sp. 'balchen' is the source of this 18957-nucleotide messenger RNA. The record is from the annotation of a GenBank genome assembly. Lineage: Eukaryota; Metazoa; Chordata; Actinopteri; Salmoniformes; Salmonidae.